AUGAGUCAUGUAGAAGGAUGCCAUGUCAGAGAAAGCUUUCUGGAAAGGGUUUUUGGAAAUCCAGUGGAAUUUUUUAUAGUUAAGGGUUUGAUAGUUUUUACAUCCAACUCCAAAGACAAGUUACACAAUGACGUCGAAAAGAAAACUCCUGAUGAAAAGAAGAAGGGGCGAGUGAAAUCAAGAAAUGGAGAAAAUAGAUCUUUCAUUCCUCUCUUUAGAGAGCCAAGUAGCAUUGAGAAAAUCUUGGGCGAAGUUGAUCAAUUAUUGUAUAUCGGACAUCCUACACCUGUCCACCAACCACAACCACCACCGCCACCGGAAUCUAUACAUUCCUUCAGGCCGCCCUCUCCAAGGGUUGGUGGCUCUUAUCGAGCCGCCUCUCCUAAGGCGGCUUCCCCACGAAACUCCCCUCCUAGGGCAGCUCAUCGUCAGACAGAAAUUGCGUAUAGACCGGAGCCAACCGUAAGACAACACCAUCUUUCAGCUACCAUAAUCCAAGCCGCCUAUAGAGGUUAUAUGGCAAGGAGGAGUUUUCGAGCUUUGAGGGGUCUAGUGAGGCUACAAGGAGUGAUAAGAGGCCAAAACGUGAAGCGACAAACAAUGAACGCCAUGAAACAGAUGCAAUUGUUGGUGAGAGUCCAAACUCAAAUUCAAUCACGAAGAAUUCAAACGCUGGAAAAUCAAACACUUGAACGCCAAACUUACAAAAACGAAAAGGAAGUGGAAAAUUCAAUCGGGAAAUGGACCUUCAGUAACCUACUGGAAAUGGGGGAUGAACACUGGGACGAUAGUUUGAUAACAAAAGAAGAACAAGAAGCAAGAAUGCAGAGAAAAAUGGAAGCAGUGAUCAAAAGAGAAAGAGCCAUGGCGUAUGCAUACUCCAAUCAGUUAUGGAAAGCGACACCGAAAUCAGCUCAAACCGCUCUGACGGACAUCCGAUCCGGCGGAUUUCCAUGGUGGUGGAACUGGUUAGAACGUCAACUUCCGGCCGAUGAAACUCAGAUUAAGAACCGGAACCCUGAAUUAACACCUACACCACCACGAACAAAUCUCGAUCGGAAAACAAGCCCACGUCCUCAAUCAAGCAUCUUCAAACAGAGCAACUUUUCGUUUGAGAAUCUCGACACGCCGACGCCUAAGUCAUCACGAUCAAUGGUUCCGACGAGGGGGAGACCACUCAUGACUCCGACGCGAACUCCACCGUCGACCACCCCAAACCUAAUGAAAUACUCCAAACCAAAAGGCAGUGCCGCCGGUUCUCCUUACCCGAUGAAAGACGACGAUAGCUUGAUGAGCUGCCCGCCGUUUUCGGUUCCGAACUACAUGAGUCCGACGGUGUCUGCUAAAGCUAAAGCGAGACCGACGGGGAAUCUGAAAGAUCGUACGAUGAGCGCGGCGGCGAGCGAGACGUCGUCGAAACGGAGGUUUUCGUUUCCUUUAACGCAGAACAUUGGGGCGUCGUUUAAGUGGAAUAAGAAGUCGUCGAGAAAGGAUUCAACGGCGUCGCAGGCUCCGAUGGUGUUGGAAAAGCAUAAAUCUCCACGGUCGAUUGGGGAUUUGAGUAUGGAUUCCGCCAUUUCUAUGCCGGCGGCGUUUGGGAGGAGACCGUUUAACAGAUUUGUGUGAUUUUUUUUUUGUUUUGUCGAUUUUUUCAUUUCAAAUAUUGGUGGGUUUUGAUUUUUUUUUUUUUAAAUUGGUUGGUAAAAUGAGUGUAUGUUCCUCUACUACAUAUUGGUUGAUUAUAUAAUAUUUUGAUGUAUGAUAAUAAAAAAACAACUGUUUUGUGUGAAAAUA
Lactuca saligna is the source of this 1794-nucleotide messenger RNA. Lineage: Eukaryota; Viridiplantae; Streptophyta; Magnoliopsida; Asterales; Asteraceae. The record is from the annotation of a GenBank genome assembly.